AUGACCACUUUUUCAACUGCGCCUUCCAUCGUUAAUAGCCUCGGGCCUAUAAAGGGAAAGCGUAUCAAAUCAACCCUGUUAGAAGACACUAGCAAACUAGAAAAACCAUGGCUCAAGGAGAAAGACCCCUAUGCUCGCGUCGCGUAUCUAUUGACCUAUGCAGUCGCAUUCCUUGGCGUCAUCGCAUCCGCCGUGAAAUGCUACCUUGGAUACAAAGGCGUACUGGUGAUCAACCCUGCCAAUCUGUGCAUGGUACUCGACGAGGAGUUUAACUCCGAUACCAACACUGUCUUUGGAUCAGGCGGAAACUGGUUCCGCGAGGUUGAACUCGGCGGAUACGGGAACGGCGAGUUCGAAAUGACCACUGCCUCGGACAACAACUCAUACGUCUCCAAUGGUUAUCUCUACGUAACUCCAACCCUCACAUCCGACGCCAUUGGCAUGAGCAACAUCUUCGAUGGAUACACGUACAACCUCACUGACUGUACUUACAAUCUCACGAACCCCGAGUCAAUUCCUGGCGGCACGAACUCGACCGCGUUCAAUCCUAGCGCCUAUUACCAGGCUUGUGGUGCCGUGAGCAAUAGCACAGCAGGGACUAUAAUUCCGCCAGUACAAAGCGCAAGAAUCUCUACCAGAUACAGCGCAAGCAUUAGGUACGGCCGAGUAGAAGUCCGGGCAAAACUACCUAGAGGGUAUCUCUGGCCAGCGAUUUGGAUGCUUCCUGUCAACAACACGUAUGGCCCUUGGCCCAUGAGCGGCGAAAUCGACAUCAUGGAGUCCCGCGGAAACGGACGGGAUUACCCAGAUCAGGGCAUCGACUACGUCCGGGGCUCUCUUAACUGGGGUCCACUCUCGUUCAUCAACGCCGUCUACAAAACUUUCGGGUGGUGGACACAACGGAGGACAGACUAUGGCGAAGCAUUCCAUACAUACGCCUUGGAAUGGACGGAUCAGUUCAUUCGUAUCUAUGUAGAUUCCCGACUGCAAUACAUGCUCCAGCUAACCUUUUCGGAACCCUUCUUCUCACGUGGAGAUUUCCCGGCUGUCGUAGAGAAUGGGACAACGCCAAUCGUGCUGGAGAACCCAUGGGUGAACGGGACGAAUGCAACGCCUUUUGACCAGCCAUUCUAUCUUAUUCUCUCUCUUGCGGCUGGGGGAACGAAUGGGUGGUUCCCGGACAAUGCAGGCAACAAGCCGUGGUUGGACGGAUCCAACACGGCGAUGAUGGAUUUUGCGUUGGCUCAGAAUACGUGGUAUCAAACGUGGGGCUCAAAUGGAGAAAGCCAGUCGUUCAUCAUCGACUAUGUGAAGAUGUGGCAGCUUUGCUGA
Pisolithus orientalis is the source of this 1332-nucleotide messenger RNA. RefSeq names its product glycoside hydrolase family 16 protein. Gene Ontology annotation, biological process: carbohydrate metabolic process. Gene Ontology annotation, molecular function: hydrolase activity, hydrolyzing O-glycosyl compounds. Bases 1 to 1332 code for a protein of 443 amino acids. The record is from RefSeq and is a predicted model, not a curated record. The transcript has 7 exons. NCBI's taxonomy places the organism in Eukaryota, Fungi, Basidiomycota, Agaricomycetes, Boletales, Pisolithaceae.